This is a messenger RNA of Diaporthe batatas, 1173 nucleotides long. RefSeq lists its product as uncharacterized. The transcript has 5 exons. Bases 1 to 1173 code for a protein of 390 amino acids. The record is from RefSeq and is a predicted model, not a curated record. NCBI's taxonomy places the organism in Eukaryota, Fungi, Ascomycota, Sordariomycetes, Diaporthales, Diaporthaceae.
AUGAGGCUCCAGGGAGACGACGAGAACCCUCGCGGGGGUGGCCAGGAAUGCCCUCCCACCACCACACAGCCCUCAAUUCACGCAACCCCUCCUCAGCCUGGUCAUGGAAACAACAGCUCUCCCCCCCAGGGAGACGAACUUCCUGGCCACAGUCUGCAGAGAGAUGGCCUCUUCCCGUCUCAAAGUGGCGAGACGCCCUCCCAGGACACCACUGGCAUCCUCAAUCAAUGGAGUUGGCAUCAGUCACCCCAGCUAUCCGACCAACCUCAUUCUCUGGCAAAUGGCAACCUCGCCGACGUCGAGUCUCAUACCCCUACACCUCACGAGCCUACUCUCCCCCCGACCCAGGUUAGCGCCGCCGUCGCAGAGUAUGACAAGAUCGACAGGGAUCUCGAGAUGCUCCAGCAGAAGCUUGAGCAGCUCAUUCCGCAGCACCCAGAAACCCUGGAGGACUUUCAGACCACACGCAACAAGCUUCAUGUCCUCAAGCAGAAGCUCCAAGGCCGGCUGAAGAACGGCGUCGCCGUCGCCCAAGGUCACAGCCAGGAGCCCGUCGAAUCGGCCCCUGUCCACCCUGUCGUUGAAAAACAGCAGGUAACCAAAAGCGGGCAUGGGGAUGUACAGCUUAGCAUUAAAGAGUUUGCAUUGAUGCUAUUUGGCGGCUGGCGCAAAUUCCUCAAUCCUUCCCAUCGAGGCCUGAAGGGUGCUGCGGCCUGGCUCACCAACAAUCGCUAUACUGAUACCGUCGCCAGUGCCCCAUCUCUCCACAGGCUGGACGAUGAGACUGCUUCGGGGCAGGCAGGGUUGGACCUUCAAUGUCUUUUGGAGUGGGUUUCCUCCCCCGACUUCAGUCCGACCUUCGCAUGUAUCUUCAUGCCCUGCCACGUUCGGAGCAACACCGCAAAGGACCUCCGCAGACACCUGCUGAGUGACCACCAGGACCUGUUCCAGGGCAGUGGACUUCUGAGGCUGCAGAGUCAACUCAAUGCUGAGGCCCUCGAAGUCUGCUUUGGAGGCCGUGUUCCGCCCUUUGCCCAGAAGCAUAUCAAUGGGGUCUUCCACACUGCGCUUCUCAGCUCGCGAGGCCCGAUGACUACUCCUUGCACCAGCCGCGAAGACGACGAGAUGUCGCCUGUGACGAUCGAUACCUUCGGGAUCCCAUUGAAGGGAUAG